GGAUGGCUCUUUUCUGUCUGUUGCUGAGGUUUCUCUAUAGGGUUUACUUUCAGGGUUCUGAGAAGUUCUGCUGGAUGGAAUGAGAGCAGGGAAGGUGCGGGUGGUGUGACCCAUCGGACAUCAGAUCGGCAGAGCUCCAGAACCUUCAGCCUCACCUGAUCUGAUCUGCUCUGAUCUGAUAUCAGAUCAGACUACAUCUCAUACAGUGUAAAUGGACCCUAUCACAGAUGACCCUGACAGAUCCAGCUCCCUAGAUGACUCUAAGGCUUGGUCAGGUUCUGAAGACCCUGAGUAUGACCCUGAAGGACCAUACUGCUCCCAGGAUGAGGACCACUAUAGGGAAUCUGAGAGUGAUACAGAGCUACAGGACAAUCAGGAGUCAUUGUUCCAGGCUCUGGACCCCGAACUUGACGGCCAUCCUGAGGAUCCCCCAGAGCAAUACAACCCUGAGCCCUCUUCCUCAGACUACUCCCAGGAGGACGAACGCCAGGAGUUGCUCAGAUCUGGGAAACAGAUUGACAGCUCUGCUGAGGAGCAGGACUCUGGAAGCAACUCUGGAGGCAGCCCAGGUUCUGUCUCAGAGUGCAGUGCCCACCAUCAAGAAGAUCACCAGCCUUCUGAUUCAGGCUCUUCCUCAGCUGGUACCCCACCACAGCUCAGGAAGCAUUUGGCUCAGAACAGUUUGGAAUCUGCGGAAUCAGAAGAUGAAGGGAAGGAGGGAAGAGCAGCAGGAGAAGGAGGAGAAGGAGGAGGAGGGAUUGAGGCAGCACCUCCCGCAUCGUAUGUCUCUGAUGGAAUUCAAGCCCAGAGUGCUGAGCAGGCAGAGCAGUGGGGCGCUGCUUUCCUCACCGAGACCACCAGAGCCAGCAGACAGCGGGCAAGACACACAUGCCUAAGACGAAGUGAGGGGCAGACCGAGAGGCAUCUGAAGGAGGCCAAGUCCAAGUGUAAACGCAUCGCUCAGCUAUUGACAGCCGCACCCAACCCCAAAAGCAGGGGAGUGUUGAUGUUCAAGAAGCGCCGGCAAAGAGCCAGGAAAUUCACCCUAGUGAGCUACGGUACAGGAAAGCCAACAGACGACGGUUUUGAAGACGAGUACGGAUUUGAAGAGGACAGUGCAGGCCAGGACUUUAGAUGUUCUCUACAAGCAACCAGUGAUUCUGAAUUUGACGAAGAUUACAGCUUUCAUGUGCAGGGUCAAAGUGCUUUGAACUUCUACUACGAGUACAGUACACAAGAUCAAGGACUAUCUGCAAGUUAUAACUGUGACAAAAUGGAGCAACUUCCACAGACAAAAGGAAAAGGAGUUAUGAUGUUCGCCCAGAGGCGCCAAAGGAUUGACGAAAUUACUGCACAGCAUGAGGAGAUGAGGCAGAAGGGCAUACCUGUGGAAGCAUUUUUGGAAACUGAGACUCCUGCACCUCCAGUUCCUGCCUUUAUUCGGCAAGAAAGCGCCCCAGGACAGCAAGAAGUACAGGCCAAGCAACAACUACAGUAUCAGGAACAGCAAUAUCAGCUACAGCAAUAUCAGCAACAGCAAUAUCAGCAACAGAUGUCCCAGCCUUUAAACACUGGGAUAAAUGGUGUAGAUCCCUACCAGAUGUCUUCCGUGUCCAAAUCCCUUGUGUCCAACAGAACCGCCAAACCAUUCCUUGGUGGUCUAAAUCAGUCCCCAACAACCUAUUCUCCUGUCAAAAAUGUCCCAAGCCCAAUACCCAAAAAACCUGACAACAUCUUCAAAGUUCCUGUCCCAGUAAACACAAGCCCGCAGGUGUGGUCUCCCACGGGUGACGUCAUUGCCUCUCGUGAUGAACGCAUUGCAGUACCAGCGAUUAAAUCUGGAAUUCUGCCAGAGGCAAAAAAGAGAGGGUCAAAUAAAAGCAGAGACGUUCCUCCAGAGGAAGACUAUCUUAGUCUUGGUGCAGAGGCCUGCAAUUUCAUGCAAGCUCCAUCAGUCAGGCAAAAGAAACCUCCACCUGUCCUUCCAAAGCCUGCCAUCAACCCAGCCUGCCCACCAUGGUCUUCAGAGGGCCAUGCCUCUCACAGUCCCCUUCAAGCAGCAUCAAGUCAUGCCCCUGCUCAGCAACCUCAGCCGGCCACCAAACCCUGGACGCCAUCACCAACUCAGCCAGUGCCACAGCAGCAUAUGGCUGGGUGGGUGCCAUCAAACCCUUCAGCUUCAUAUCAGCCCACCUGGCCUUCAGAACCACAGCAGACAUCCGUGAGUAUCAAGACCCCAACCACACCCCACGCAACUCCCUCGCAGUCAAAGGGCCCACGGACUACAUCACAAGUUGAUGCUAAUUCUGUGUCUUCCUGUCCACCCCAACGAGGGAGCUCCUACCUCCAUGCAUCCAAGGCUCCACCAGCUUCUCCAAGGGGGCAUGCCUCAGAAACAGGGCUCUCUGAUGGGCCAGCCUUUAAGGGAAAAGGUGCAGAACUCUUUGCCAGGCGACAGUCCCGUAUGGAGAAGUUUGUGGUUGAUGCUGAGACUGUGCAGGCCAACAGAGACAGGCCCCCUUCACCUACACUCUCCAUGCCAAGCACUUGGAAGUAUUCCCCAAACAUCCGGGCCCCUCCUCCAGUGUCCUACAAUCCCAUUGUGUCCCCUUUCUACCCUCUUGCAGCACAGAAGCAGCCCCCUCCUUCAAGUAGCCCUAAUGCAAAGUCCAAAGAAAACCAAGGGAAACCCAAGGCAGCACCCAAACAUCUCAGUGUUGUGGAUGUCAUGAAACACCAGCCGUACCAGCUAGACACCUCACUCUUCACCUAUAACUCCACCCCAGAGGUGAAGGGUCCAAGUCCCAAAACCUCUCCUGUGCCCCCUCCAGAGUCUAGGCGAACCCCUUCCCACACCCCUAGCCAUCUCCAACCCACCGUUUCUGGUCGUUUCCCAUCCCCUACCAUGUCCCCUUCCCCAGUCCCAUCUUCUGGAAGUACCCAGUCACUUAAACAAGGUGCUCCUGCCAAACCUGGCGGACCGGUCUACAGCCGGAGCCGCUCCAUGUCUCUGCCCCGGAGACUGUCCUCCAUGUCCACCCUGUCCCCACUGUCCAGUCCAGGCAUUUAUCCCACCCGUAGCCCCCUGGAGAGACACUUGUCCUGGGUGGAGCCUUUUCAGAAGCCCCUCAGCCCUUGGGAGGCAGCAGCCCGAAGCCCCUUGGGUCUGGUGGAAGAAGCUUUUGGUCCUCAGAGCGUCCAGGAGGCCAUCUCCUCCAGCGUCCACUCCGCCGCUCACAGGAAGUCCCUGCCUGAACCCCCGCUGGAAUGGAAACGACGGGUGUCUAAUGACCCCAUCCCUCCUCCACGGGCCACGCCCCCCACGCUGUCCAUCACCCUGCCUGCCAGACCUUCCGUUCCAGACCCGGAGAAGCUGAUUGUAUACGGGCCUCCGUUCAGACCAGCCCAGCCUCUAACGAUCGGUAUCAGGUACACCGGGAGCAGCUCCCUGCCUCGGAACUUCACCCUCCAAUCUGGAGGCGUUCCUGCUCACAGGGUCAGCUGGAGAAUGUAGAGAACGGUGGAGCUUCAGCCUCUGUUCCUCCUCACAGUGGUGUCUGGUGUUUCAGCUCACAUACCUACACUCAACACUGUAGUCUUGUUUCCGUUUCUCUAUAUAGUUUAUUACUAUCAUCCUCCUUUCAUCCUGUUCUUCAAUUGUUCGGGUGGUAGGUCUUUAUUAUUCUCAGCACUGCAGUGAUUAGCAGUGAUUAGCAUGGUGGUGGUGUAUGAGGUGUUAGUGUGUGUUGUGCUGGAACAGUAAGUGGAUCAGAUACAGCAGCAGUGCUGCUGGAGUUUUUAAACACCGUGUUUAAUCACUCACUGUCCUCCACUCUAUUAUGCACUCCAACUUGUAGAAGUAAAGUAAAGUAAAGUCACAGACAGAAGCUCUGAGUCUGUUGGUCAUCCAAUAAUGAUGGUUUUUAGACCAUGUACCACCAAUGACCAAACUAAAACAAAAAGUUGCUACAAGCCAUUUCACAGGAUACCACACAUAUAUACGUACAGAUCUUUUACAUCUUAUACACAUACAUAUCAGUUGUUCUUCACGUGUCGUGUGGAGCUCGCCCACUUUUGCAGUCUGUAAGUUAGUAUGUUAAGUUGUUUGAUUGAUUAUUUGUUGUUUCUAGUUGCCGUUUUUUUUUGGACUAUAAGGUGCACUGGAUUGUAAGGUGCAUUAAGUGACAAUAUUAAGGACACUACUAAGGAUGUCUACAUCAAAGUGAAUAAGGGCGUCUCUGUAUUUUACUGAUGUAAUCAGUGUAUGUAUGCCCACACAGGACAAAGGGGGCAAAGGCGCACUCCACACAAAGAAGCCCAGCGUUUCGAAAAUGUGCACUAUUACACACAUCAACAGCCACCAAUAUCAGGUUAAAAGAUGAUAAACUGUAGCUCUGAGAGUGAAGGACUGAAGUGCAGCUUAUAUAAAGGUUCUAACAGGUAGAGCACUAAACACUUACUAUUAAAAUGUUAGGAAAACUACAGGUGGAAACUUUUUAGAUUUAAGUUCUUAAUAAUUGAAUUCAAGCAUAUAUUUUUUUGUUGAUGCUUCGAGUAACACCAGUGGUACCCGUACCACAAUUUAAAAACCACUGCUUUAGGACACCACUGCCCACCAGAUAAGUAUAAAGUACUGGAGAUCCAGACUUGAGUAAAAAUACAAAAACUCUAUCAAAAAAAGUGACUUGAGGAAAAGUUGAAGUUGUUCUUAAGCUCCACACUUAAGUAGAAAAAGAGAGAAAGAGCAAGGCCAAUUGUGCUCUCUCAGGGCUCCGGCAGCUGAUGGCAAGCUGCAUGACCGGGAUUCAAACCAGUGAUCUCUUGAUCAUAGUGGCAGCGAUUUAGACAAUUGGACCUCUUGGCAUCCCCACUGUGUACUGUGUUAAUAGUGUAGUAAUUACAGAAAGCAGUGAAAAGUUAGCAGUGCUAAAGGCAGAACAGGAGUUGCUUCUUAUAAAAUCACCCAAAUAAUAAUAAUAAUAAUAAUAAUAGCUGCUCUGUGGUGGUUUUCUAUCCAGUGGUGGUUUUCUGAGUAUUGAAGUACAGGGUAAAAGGAGGAGAAUAAUGAAGUAUACAGAGAAACAGAUACAGAACUACAGUCUGUUAUUAUUAUACAACUACAAAGUGUCCUAUAUGAUUAACAGAGCUGAAAAGUAGAUAAUAACUGUACAAACAAGCUAAAUAUUUUGGUACAAAUCCAUCCAAGUGGUUCUAGAUGGCGGGUUAAUGUGGAACUUAAAAGCUGAUAUAAAUAUUUAAAUCUACAAAUAUAAAAGUGAAUGAAGGAAUGUAGAAUGUGGGUUCUCUAACACACACAGGUUGAUGAGUUUGAUGAAAGCAUAGCUGAAUGUGAAAGGGUAAAUGGAGUUUGCAUGUUUAGGUGUGUAGUAACACUGCAUUGGAUUUCUAUGGGUGGAAAAAUGCUUGUCGAAUGUAUAAAAAAGGCGUUUUCACAAAAACAAAAAAACAAAUGCAGUUUUGAAAGUGUUGGAAUAUAGGAGGUUUAGCUUUAAUCAAAGCUUUAAUGCAUUAUACAUUUAAACUGUUCUGCUGCGUCAGACUUACGGUCCAGCAAGUAAAUUAAGAACCCAUGUUCUUAAGUGUAAAUGCUUAUUGACUUCAGCCCCUCAGCACAACCAAUCAGAUUUUAGCCAUUUUAGCUAGGGGCGGGAUACAAGAGGAUAAAGAACCAAUCCUAAACCUCCUUUUGGUGGAGAGGAAGAACAACAAGUUCUUUAUAUUCUGCUCAAACCGAGAAGAAGAACCAAUCAGAAUCCUCUUUUUUGAUGAACUUGAUGCUCAUUUGUUUGGUCUGCAGCCAUGAUAACUGAGCUCUGUUUGCUCAGUCUGAUUUUAGCACAGCUGUACAGCGCAGAGAAUAGAGCAGGUAGAGCCUCGAUUCAAACACUGACUCUGAAUUAAACAAACAAUGCACUGAUUCUGAAGCACAGUCAGAGAACAGCGUACAUGUUCAUCGCUACUGCUUUUAUUUUUUGCUGCUCUCAGUUUUAUCACAUCGUUUUGGUGUAAAACACUUGAAUCUGUUGUUUUCGAUGCACUUAAAUAGUUUUAGAGUUUGAUUUUGGCACAUUUAAAGGGGACAUAUCAUGUAAAAUUCACUUUUUGUGUAAGUUUGCACUUGGGACUUUUUUCUGUGAAUCAGCUGAAAGGGUUCCUCAGAGUACACAGAAUGCAGAAUUAGCCAGGAGACUUUGUCUGAGGGAGGGAUCUGUACCUAGUGUCCAUGCUAAACAUACACUAGCUUGUUUGUGUUUUGUCAUUUAGCACAAGCUAACACUAACAAGUGCUAAAUGCUUAAUGUUGCGUGCUUAAUGGGGCGUGCUUAAUGGGGCAUGCUUAAUGGGGCGUGGCCAGCAACAGCGUAUUUGCAUAAAAGUGGCCUAGCCCUUAAACGUCUCAUUUUUUUAAAUGGACUGAAACUGGCAAGAAUAGAGCUGGUAAUUUGUCUCUGAGAGUGAUUUUGUCUAAAUAACUCUAUGAACAUGUUUGUUUAUAGACCUGUUCUAACUUGGGUAAAAUUAGGUAUACUAUGUCCCCUUUAAAAAGCAAGUUGAAGAAAACUGAGAUCUGCUGCAAAUUGAGCACUUUAGUCCAGAACAAUCACAAACAGGCCUUGAGAUCCUGGUGGGUUUUACAUGCAUGUUUAGCAUGAGUGAGUGUGUAAUGAGCUACUGAGUGCUGAGACUGUUUACCAUCACAGAUUUGUUUACAAACACUGUGUUUAUAUGUUGUUUAUUUCUUCUAAAACAUCUUGUCAUUAAAAUUUGCGAUAAAAUUUCCAA
Astyanax mexicanus (Mexican tetra) is the source of this 6803-nucleotide messenger RNA. RefSeq names its product synaptopodin 2b (gene synpo2b). The transcript is spliced from 4 exons. NCBI's taxonomy places the organism in Eukaryota, Metazoa, Chordata, Actinopteri, Characiformes, Acestrorhamphidae. Bases 212 to 3514 code for a protein of 1100 amino acids. Gene Ontology annotation, molecular function: actin binding. The record is from RefSeq and is a predicted model, not a curated record. Gene Ontology annotation, cellular component: nucleus; actin cytoskeleton; Z disc. Gene Ontology annotation, biological process: positive regulation of actin filament bundle assembly.